This is a messenger RNA of Pyricularia oryzae 70-15, 2006 nucleotides long. Its product is annotated as JmjC domain-containing protein 5. Gene Ontology annotation, molecular function: 2-oxoglutarate-dependent dioxygenase activity. The coding region runs from base 91 to 1689 and encodes 532 amino acids. The record is from RefSeq and is a predicted model, not a curated record. The transcript has a single exon. Lineage: Eukaryota; Fungi; Ascomycota; Sordariomycetes; Magnaporthales; Pyriculariaceae.
CUCAAAAAUAUAUACGAAACAAAAACACCAAAAACACACCAGAACUCAAACAGGAACAAGCUUGUGUAAAUAGCGCGGCGCCGCCUAAAUAUGACAUCCAGCAAUGUGUCAUGCUGUCAACUGAGGGAAUUUUGUCUCAAGGCCGCCAGAGAGAUCUCAUCUGAAUGCGCAGGUGGUGAUGUUAGGCCACUCAACGAGGCCGCGGGCUGCGAAAGCCCCCUUGUAGAGCUACUCGGCCGUCAAGCGACCGUCAUUGCAAAGGGUGCUUCAAUCGAUGCUGAGUCCUUCGCGCUUAUCUCAAAGAGGAUUGACGAUCUCAUCUCCAUUUCGUACUCGAAAUUCUAUGCUUACAUUUUCAAGGAUUUGCCUUUUUGUUGGAGGGUAUUGUACACGGAUGCCAGCAUUUUGAAGUUCUGCAUUGUCUUCCUGGCAUCGCCUUUGGCAGGUGGUAAUCAUUCUGCUUCACUGGCUCUCUCGUCCAAGCCCGAUGAUGCCUUGCUGGGGCAACUUGUCCAGCCUCUUGAUCUUGCUAUAAUUCUCGCGGGCGCUGCGGGCAACAAGAGAGGCCGUCGCUGGGUAGAGCAAGCAUUUUGCCUACUUGGAAAGAUUUUCGAUACAUGUCAGUUCGAGUUAGGUUCAGAGACUGUCAUAAAGACCCAAGAUGACUCCCAUCUUCCCAAGCGACUGAAGCUAUCUCCAAGCAACGCUUCCCCCAGUGACUGGGAGACGGUGGCUUCAUUCAAAACAAACGAGCCAUUUACGCCACCAGUCAAGAAUCCGGUGAGGAGGCUUGAGCAACUCUCGCUAGAAUCAUUUCAGUCCUACAUGGACCGGCCUUCCGACUCGGAUCUAGGACCCGAGCCUUUGAUCAUCACCGGUGUCACGGAUGACUGGCCAGCUCGCACGACAAACCCAUGGUGCAAGCCUGCCUACCUGCUAUCACGCACUCUCAACGGCCAACGUCUAGUUCCCGUAGAAACUGGGAGGAGUUACGUUGAUGAGGGCUGGGGUCAGAAGAUAAUUCCAUUUGCCGCAUUCUUGGAGGGCUACAUCGACCGCCCGGCUGUAUCUUCCUCGGCGGAUCAUGGCAGUAGAAACAGCGAAAGAACAGAGGGCGGUGGUACUGCAGGAAGCUUGCAUAAACAGGCGUCCAUAGCCUAUCUAGCCCAGCAUCAGCUGUUCGCCCAACUGCCCAGCUUACGAGACGACAUCCGCAUACCAGACUAUUGCUAUACUGCACCUCCACCCCCGCCGGCCUCGAUGUUUCCCAUGUCGGAACAGCGACCACCCGAGCUCGAGGAUCCCAUCUUGAACGCCUGGUUUGGACCUCCCGGGACGAUCACGCCUCUACACACGGAUCCAUACCACAACAUGCUCUCUCAGGUCGUAGGACGCAAAUACGUUAGGCUCUAUUCUCACCUGCAGACCCCUCGCAUGGCCGCCCGAGGGGUGGAGGAUGGGGUCGAGAUGAGCAACACCAGUCACUUUGACGUUGGGGUGAUGGAGGGCUGGGACGAGGCGAACGGUCAAGACGAGAAGGAGAGCCAGAAAAAUGCUGUUGACUUUGGGAGCAUUCCUUUUCUAGACUGCAUCCUGGAGCCAGGAGAUACCCUUUACAUUCCUGUGGGCUGGUGGCACUACGUUAGAGGCUUGAGCGUCAGCUUCAGUGUCAGUUUUUGGUGGAACUGAUAAAGAAGUCUUUUUGCAUAGGCGCAAAGUUGAGCUGUAGACCGCUGAGGAAGGCAGAAGACAGGAGGGUGUAAGGAGGCAGACUUUUAGGCAGGGAGUGGGUUAAAGACGCAGCUAGAUGCUAUGGUGCUUUAUCAAUUUUUGGUUAUUCUAACACGCGAAUUUAAAAUGUUUCCUGAUGAUAGGAAUUACUGGCGCUUUCCAGAUCUGACCAGACUACAGUAGGGUCUAUUCAGAGAAGAGUGCUAUGUAUUUUUGGUUGAGAGCCAAUAGUAUGUACAAAGAAAUUCAAAAUGGGCCCUGAGUGGAUCCAUGUG